Messenger RNA from Coturnix japonica (Japanese quail), 3284 nucleotides. RefSeq names its product dynactin subunit 4 (gene DCTN4). The record is from RefSeq and is a predicted model, not a curated record. NCBI's taxonomy places the organism in Eukaryota, Metazoa, Chordata, Aves, Galliformes, Phasianidae. Gene Ontology annotation, cellular component: dynactin complex.
GGGGGCGGCGCAGCGCGGUGACGUCAUCACGGCGCGUGGCGGCCGUUCCCUCCCAAGAUGGCGUCGCUGCUGCAGUCGGAGCGGGUGCUGUACCUGGUGCGCGGUGAGAAGGAGCUGCGGGCGCCGUUAUCGCAGCUCUACUUCUGCCGGUACUGCAGCGAGCUGCGAUCCCUCGAGUGCGUCUCGCACGAGGUGGAUUCCCACUACUGCCCCAGCUGCCUGGAGAACAUGCCGUCAGCCGAGGCCAAGCUGAAAAAGAAUCGGUGUGCUAACUGCUUUGACUGCCCCUGCUGCAUGCACACCCUUUCCACCCGGGCCACUAGUAUUCCGGCUCCACUGCCUGAUGACCCAGCCAAAACUACCAUGAAGAAAGCAUAUUAUUUGGCAUGUGGGUUUUGCCGCUGGACUUCCCGGGAUGUGGGCAUGGCAGACAAGUCUGUCGCUAGUGGUGGCUGGCAGGAACCAGAGAAUCCUCACACGCAGAGGAUUAACAAACUGGUUGAAUACUACCAGCAGUUGGCUCAGAAAGAGAAGAUCGAGCGGGACCGAAAGAAGCUGGUGCGGCGCCGAAACUACAUGCCACUGGCCUUCUCGCAACACACUAUACAUGUAGUGGACAAAUAUGGCCUGGGAACCAGGCUCCAGCGCCAGAGGCCCGGUGCUCCCAUCAGCGCUCUCGCUGGACUCUCUCUGAAAGAAGGAGAGGACCAAAAGGAGAUCAAGAUUGAGCCAGCUGAUGCGAUGGAAGAAGUAGAACCCCUCCCUGAGGAUUACUACACAAGACCAAUCAAUCUGACUGAAGUGACGACACUGCAUCAGCGCUUGCUGCAGCCUGACUUCCAGCCAAUCUGUGCUUCCCAGCUCUACCCACGUCAUAAGCACCUCCUGAUCAAACGUUCACUGCGCUGUCGGAAAUGUGAACACAACCUCAGCAAACCAGAAUUCAACCCAACAUCCAUCAAAUUCAAGAUCCAGAUGGUUGCUGUUAACUACAUCCCUGAAGUAAGAAUCAUGUCUAUUCCCAACCUGCGCUACAUGAAGGAAAGCCAAGUGCUUCUGACUCUGACCAAUCCAGUGGAAAAUAUCACACAUGUCACACUGCUGGAGUGCGAGGAAGGAGACCCUGACAACAUUAACAGCAGUGCCAAGGUGGCAGUUCCUCCCAAGGAGCUUAUUCUGGCUGGCAAAGAUGCUGCAGCAGAAUAUGAUGAGCUGGCAGAGCCUCAAGAUUUCCAGGAUGACCCUGACGUUAUUGCCUUCAGAAAAGCCAAUAAGGUAGGAGUUUUCAUCAAGGUUACCCCGCAAAAAGAGGAGGGCGAAGUGACCGUGAGCUUUAAGAUGAAGCAUGAGUUUAAAAACCUUGCUGCUCCAAUCCGGCCCAGUGAGGAAUGCGAUCAGGUCUCAGAGGUCAUCUGGCUCACCCACCACGUUGAGCUCAGCCUCGGUCCAGUGCUCCCCUAAAAGCUUCCAGCGUUUGUGUCCCCAUGGCUGGCCACAGGAUGGACUGUCAGUGAAAGAAUGCACCCUGGUGAAACCUUCUGUGAAAGCUCCUGUGUGAUGUGUGGGUGUGUGCCGCAGGCUGCAGCCAGGCCAUCAGGAGGAGGCUGCGUGGGUGAGGGUGCUGUGCUUUGGGAUGGUUUGUUCUCUUUUCUUAUCGUAGUGCCCACUGACUAAAGCUCUGCUUCCCCACACUGCCACAGGCUGGUUUAACUCUCAGCAUGUGUUUCAGCACGCAGAUAGAGAUCUAGCUUUCUCCAGAUUCACACCACUCCUGGCUGAAUUUGGCUUUAGCAACAAAAAAGAAACCCUAAUUGUUUUUCUUCUUCUUUCAUGUCAGCCCACGAACCUAAUGUUACACACACAAAAGUGAACUUAUUCCCCACACGGAGCUAUGCCCAAGCAACCAUUUUAGGAGGUGGCAGUGCCUGCUGCAUUACUGACAAGUCUGUUGCUGCAGCAUGAUGCUUUCUUUCCUUUGUCUUUUGCUUCCUGUUAGGAUACCUCAAAUAAAUGUGGGGCACUCAGAUGUACAACUCGUUAUGUUCUUGUGGGGAGGGGGGAGGGUAAAAACACUCUGGCAUAUGUAGUUUCCUUAGCCAAAGUGAUAAAUCUUUUCACAAAGGAAAUGAUCACUUUGUCUUCAGUCUCAAAACGUGAUAUACUGCAGUGUUCACGGAUCUGAGUGGCCGCCAACCGCACUGUAGGCUCGUUGUGUUGCAAGGUGGAUGUGGUAGUGUGAAUUGUUAGAAGCUGGGAAGUCCCAUUGUGCUACGUUUCUUUACUGAGGUGAGAGUGGUCCUGAGAGGCUGCCUGUCAGUCUUUGUGUUAAUAAAUGUGUGUUAAUAGGGAUAUAGCAAUCAGUACUAAGCUCAGAGCAUUGAGAUUAGUUCUAGCAUACUAAAAAACUACAGGGGCUGUCCAAGUUCAUACUGUCUUUUCCAGCUGUGGGGUUGGGGGUAUAAAGGAAGAAAGGCUGUUAUACUGUAACUAGCAUACACUGUACUGCUGUUUAUAUAUAUAUAUAUAUAUAUAUGGGGUGUAAUUCGGCCAUAGUCCAAACUGCAACUUUAAUUAAGAGUGUAUGCAGGAUACUGAAUGCCAGUUCACUGCAAGUGGGUGAGACUGCUUGUCCUUGGGAGGCUUUAGUUUCAUUCCCAGUUCAAUGUUUACUUUCAUUACCCGUUUCUGAUGGGCUUUGAUGUGCUGGCUUAGGGUGAAGUUAGUGAGUCAGCCAAGGCCGGCUUUGAGCUUCAAAUCCUUAUGUGGGAUGGGAGGGAUAAGGCCACAUUGCAAACCGAGCAGCCUUAGUGCCCCUCAAAGGGAAGCACCCACCUCACAGCCCUGCUCCUGCAGCACCUCCCAGAGCAGCAAGUCAGCACGUUUACAACGCCUGGGUUGCACACAGGUGCACAGCAUGAGCUGAAGAAGUGUACUUUGUAUUUAUUUAUGUAUAACGCUAGUGUCUGCUGCUGUUUUACCUUCCGGAUAACAAAACACUUAAGCCUUGGCCAUGAGUUCUCUCCUUAGCCAAACUAGUAACACUACUACCUAUGGAAGCAGCUAUUGGGACGCUGAUGGAGCCCUGUGGCUGCAGCUCCCGGUUGGGCCGGGUUUGUCCCCUUUAGGUGCUUGUAGGCGAUAGGAAUUGCCGUCAGCUCUGUCUGUCCGUCUGUCCGUCCUUUCUCCCGGGGCUCAGGAGUUCUCGGUGUUAAUGACAGGCGGCUGUUUGCCUUAUUGCUUAUAACUUCAUGUAGUAACCUUCAAUAAAGCGACCUUGGCUCUCA